AAACUGAAGAAAAUUUCGAAAAAAAUUCCAUUCUUGUUCAAACCGUUUCAUUCUCUUACUGAAUCAUAUUUUCUCUACAGAAGAAAUUGUCUAAAUCAACGGAUUGCAAAAUGAGAGGUCUUUUCUCAUUUGUUCUUGUAGUGGCCCUUUGCAUCAUGGCAGUGAAUGCUGCAUAUGAGAAUUUCUUGUGCGCGAUCGAUCCAAAAACGAAGGUUUUUUUUCCUUGCUCCAUUGACUGCAUUAACAAUCACGGGUCAACUGGUGGCAAGUGCGGUGAUGUUCACAACGGGGAUUUCAAUUGCUAUUGUUCGGGCUACUCUCCAACUGGGGGGAUGGAAAAAUCCAACCACUGCAAAGAGCCAACUGAUGACUUUCGUAACGUUUGCACUGUUGAUUGCAUCUGUGGUCAUGCCGCUGAAGGAGGUUACUGCGAUUUCGAUCGCAAGGCUUGCAUUUGUCAAGGGGUUGGAACUAAUGUGAAAAACGCUAACUGUCCCGCAAAGGAUAACCGAGAAUUUGGUAAAAUCGUGUAUAACUACCUUGGGCCUAAAGGUUUAGGCGAGUAUGGAAUGCACGUCAUUGCGAGCAUUGCAAAAAAUGUCACUCUCCAAUAUUGAUUCAAAGUAGUGUAUACUACAAUAUGCUAUAUUACCUAUAAAUCUCAUUACAUUCUAUUAUCCUUCAAAUUUGUGGCCUUGUAUGUAUGACUUGUGUUUGCUUCCUUCCUCCGUUAUUAAAAAAUAAAGUCUUUGAUUUCCUAUUGUGAAAA
Folsomia candida is the source of this 769-nucleotide messenger RNA. RefSeq lists its product as uncharacterized. Lineage: Eukaryota; Metazoa; Arthropoda; Collembola; Entomobryomorpha; Isotomidae. The transcript is spliced from 6 exons. The record is from RefSeq and is a predicted model, not a curated record. Bases 111 to 617 code for a protein of 168 amino acids.